Messenger RNA from Toxotes jaculatrix (banded archerfish), 2255 nucleotides. Its product is annotated as angiopoietin-related protein 2-like. Lineage: Eukaryota; Metazoa; Chordata; Actinopteri; Toxotidae. The coding region runs from base 423 to 2012 and encodes 529 amino acids. The record is from RefSeq and is a predicted model, not a curated record. The transcript is spliced from 5 exons.
GGAAGACAGAGGGAGGCUGAGAAACAGAUUCUGUCUGAGGGAAAAAAACAUAAGCUCUCAGCUCAGACACUCAUCACUCGCCAAACGUGGAAGAGUCCUCUGCUGCAGGUGAAUGAAGCUACAACAAACAAAGCGUUUGUCACUGCUGCUGUUGCUUGACUGGACACUUGGGGACUGUUAAAAAAAAAAAAAAAAAAAAAAUCUGCAGAGACAUCAACUGGAAGAUUUUCCUUAUGGUCUUUACAGGAGAGUUGAUUCUGAUUGACUUCUGAUUCUUUUGGUAGAAAAGGAAAUAAUAUGAAAAAGUUCCACUGACAAAACAACGGACAGAGGAAAUGUGGAAUGACUCUGACUGGUGAGGACUUGGAGUCAAACUUGCCGGACAGGCAGGGGAUAUAAGGAAACAGACGAGAGGAGAUACCAUGUUGGUUCGGGUGCAGCAGGACUGCGCUAUGAUUCUCCCUGAAGUCAUUUUGAUGGUGCUCUUGUUGCUCUCUGGACCAGAGUCCUCACUUCAGGGAGACACUCAGGAAAUUGGGGACAGUGAUGAGAUCCUGGAGAGAGAGUUCAUCUACGAACCAAAACGGCAAAAGCGCUCCAUCGUCGACUACAGCGCAACUCAAACAGACAAAUGUUCUUAUACCUUCAUCGUCCCUCAGCAGAAAAACACCGGGGCCAUCUGUGUGAACUCCAAGGAGCCCGAGGCCUUGCUGGAGAAUCGGGUCAAUAAGCAGGAGCUGGAGCUGCUCAACAGCGAGCUGCAGAAGCAGAGACGGCAGAUCGAAGCCCUGCAGCAGCUGGUGGAGGUCGAUGGAGGAGUGAUCAACGAAGUCAAGCUACUACGCAAAGAGAGCCGCAACAUGAACUCUCGGGUCACGCAGCUCUACAUGCAGCUGCUGCAUGAGAUUAUCCGCAAACGGGACAAUGCUCUGGAGGUGUCACAGCUCGAGACCCGAGUGCUCAACCACACAAACGAGAUGGGGAGGCUAGCGGCACGCUAUCGCGACCUGGAACUUAAGUACCAGCAUCUGUCGGCCCUUGCAAGCAACCAGAGUGCCCUCCUGGUGCAGCUGGAGGAGCACUGUAAGCGAGGAGGAUACUCGUACGGUGUGGUACGGGAGAGGGCCCGUCCUGUCCAUCCACAGCCUCCUGUGAUCCCUCAGCCUCCUCUACAGAGACCUGCAUUGUCUCCUGGAGGCUACAGACCCUACCAUCCACCGACCUACACCCGCCAUUCCAACAACCCCAUGACUAAUGAGAUACAAAAUGACCAAAACUCCAAAGCAUUACCACCUCCGCUGCCCACGAUGCAAAGUGGUACAUACAGCUUCACAAACGAGCCCUCUGGUCCUUUCAAAGACUGCCUUGAAGCUCUGGAGGCCGGAUACACCACCAGCGGCAUGUACCUCCUGAAACCAGACAACGGCAACCGGCUCAUGCAGGUUUGGUGUGACCAGAGGCACGACCCUGGUGGCUGGACUGUCAUUCAGAGGCGUCAGGACGGCUCCAUCAACUUUUUUAGGAACUGGGACACAUACAAGCAAGGGUUUGGAAACAUUGAUGGUGAAUACUGGUUAGGACUAGAGAACAUCUACUGGCUGACAAACCAGGGCACUUACAAGCUGCUGGUGACCUUGGAGGACUGGACUGGGCGCAAGACCUUUGCCGAGUACGCCAGCUUCCGUAUCGAGUCAGAGGCAGACUUCUACAGGCUGCGGGUGGGCCGGUACCACGGCAACGCUGGAGACUCUCUUACCUGGCACAACAGCAAGCAGUUCACCACGCUAGACAGAGACCAUGAUGCUUACACAGGUAACUGCGCCCACUACCAGAAGGGAGGAUGGUGGUAUAACGCCUGCGCUCAUUCUAACCUGAACGGUGUGUGGUAUCGUGGUGGACAUUACCGCAGCCGUUACCAGGACGGGGUCUACUGGGCCGAGUUCAGAGGAGGAGCCUAUUCUCUCAAGAAAGUGACCAUGAUGAUACGACCCAACGCAAACACCCUUCACUAACACUCCAGAAACAGAAACUGAACAGAGUCUACCGGACAAACGUUUCUUCCAAAGGGAUUCCAUAUCUGUAUCACAAAGAACAGGCAUCCUUGAUAUCAACUUCCUUCUUCGCUUUUUUCUUCUGUUGGCUGCUUUACAUUCAUAACUACAGGAGCUUCAAACUGCUCAUGUAGAGACGCAAAAGGAUUUGUGCAUAAUUUCUUCAUUUUAUUUCUCUCACAGCUCAUAAAUCAAUGUUGCACA